Rhipicephalus microplus (southern cattle tick) is the source of this 9728-nucleotide messenger RNA. Its product is annotated as X-linked retinitis pigmentosa GTPase regulator. NCBI's taxonomy places the organism in Eukaryota, Metazoa, Arthropoda, Arachnida, Ixodida, Ixodidae. The record is from RefSeq and is a predicted model, not a curated record.
GAGAGCUUUGGGAGGGUGUCCUAUUUUUCAUCCUUUUGCGUUCUCGGGUUUGCGUGCAUGUUUCGUCCCGAAUCGAACUGUAUCUGCGAGUUUCGUGCCCUUCCCCUGUAGCCUCUCUUAGAUUUGUGUCCGUUGCUCGCCGUGACCCCUUCGGAAAGUGAAAAUGACAGCUGAUGAGGAAGAGGACAUCCCAGGCUCUGGGGCAGUAUGCACCUUUGGGAAGACCCGGUUCGCUGGCAACAUGCCUGGAAUGUUUUGGGUGAAAAACGAUCCCGUCAUUCACGUGGCCUGCGGGGACGAACACUCCGUCUUCAUAACGGCGGGAGGCCGUGUGUUCAGUUUUGGCAGCAAUGAGUAUGGCCAGCUUGGGCACGGUCACAAGAACACAGUGGUGCGACCGAAAUGCGUGAAAGCAUUGAAAGACCAGAGGGCUGUUCUCUUAGCAUGUGGACGGGCUCACACACUAGUUGCCACAGAUGACCAUCGGGUGUAUGGUUUUGGCGUCAACACCGAACACCAGCUGGGGCUCAACUCUCAAGAAUUUCAACACCCGGAGCCCGCUCUCAUCACCGCACUCACUGGGCUGCAGAUAAAACAGCUGGCUGCUGGGGCCGAGCACUCCGUGGCACUUACAGACAAGGGAACGGCUUAUGUCUGGGGUGGCGGCAAGGAGGGCCAGCUGGGUCUUGGGACCAAGGCCACGGUUCCCUCGCCCCUGGAGCUCAAAGUGGACAUCAGGAUAAUGUGCGUUUCGACGGGCUAUUACCACACUGCCAUUGUUUCAGUUGAUGGCAUUUUGUACACAUUCGGAGAGAGGGACGGAGGAAAGCUCGGCUUGCCAAAAACUCUGUGCUGCAAGCGCUACAACAAGCCGACAGAGGUCUCGACGAUCCCAGGAAAAAUAGUUUCGGUCUCGUGCGGGGGGACUCACACAAUGGCGCUCACAGCCGAAGGAAAAGUGUAUGCUUUUGGUGAUGGCCGGAAUGGACAGCUCGGGCUUGGGAACAAGACGCUGCAGAGCAACAAGCCGCAGCUGAUUCCAUUUGUAGAAGGCAUCAAGAUUGCGAAGGUCGUCUGUGGAGAAAGCCACACUGCUUUUCUCUCGGAUAAGAGGCAGCUUAUGACGUGCGGAGAUGCCCGCCACGGAAAGUUGGCACUGGUCACUAACGAUGCCUCUGCAAACCAGUUUACGCCAGCCUUGGUAGAGGAACUGCUUUCAUACCAAGUCCAACAGGUUGCCUGUGGUGGCUGUCAUACGCUGGUUCUUGUCAUUCCUGGAUCUGGCCAGGAAGUCAACGCAAAUAAUGAGAUUGGUGCUACAGGUGAUGUGAAUGGGGCACGUGCCAAGAGGCGUCAUCGAAAGGCGGCACUAAUUGAAAACGAACAAGACGAACCAGAUGCCUGCGAAGAAGAUUCGCACGUUACGGCGAGAGUACUAAGCGAAACGAGUCGGCAACCACGAAAGGCGCCGCUACUUGUGGAAGCUGCAACGGACACCAGUAUACGUCACGUGGACAGCGACGUCAGCGACGACGACACGUCAGAAAUGUCCGUGCUGAACAAGACACAAGUGAUCAACCACAUUGGAUCCAAGGAGAUAUUGUCUGCCCUUGAUCAAGAUGAGAAGCCGCCAGGGCUAAAGAAGGAUUCCGCAAAAUCACCUCAAGGAGCACUUCAGAAUGGAGAUAAAGCCAAGCUGAAUGGUCCCAAAGAGGAGAAACCCGCGGUUCCCGUUCCAGAAACACCAAAGAAAACGGUUUCACUGGCCGGCCAACCCAAGACCGACAGCGAGAGUGAAGAAAGGCGUGACAAAGUUCGGUGGCUUCCGGCACACAAAGACUCGCCGAAACACCGCAAGGAACUGGAACGAAUGGCUGAGAAGGCCGCCGAGAAAUCCUCUGAGGACUGCUCAGACAAAGGAACGCCAACAAAGCGUGGAAAAAAGAAGAAAGAUGCGGAAGGAGACAAGGAGGCCUCUAAAGAUGGAAAAGGAGAUGGAAAGGAUUCAAAGUCGUCAACCUGCGUUGUCAUGUGACCUGCACACGGGUCAACCACUGAUGGACGACGCUUGUCUGCCCUCGUUUCUCAACAUUUUUCGACAAAGGCAACUUCAUGCAGCACGCUUCCUAGCUUUUUUGUUUUUCCUCACAACAGCAUCUGCUCUUAAACCUUCUUCUGAAGCAAGCAGCAAAACGAUUGCUCCUGCUUUGCUCGCAGCAACCAGAUGUGCAAAGAGGAUCCCGUUGCAUUGUCGUCUGCAUCCGGUGAAUUAGCAUUUUCUGUCUGGUUGGUGAAGUGACCUUGUUUUAAGUGUGACUUCGUUUUGAAAUGUGCAAUGUUUUGUCCGUCUGCUGUUUGCUUUUCUGUUUUAACUGAUGGUAAGCACCCCAUUUUUUUUUUGUCUGCGUGAAUGUUCGUGUUUUCUGUCUCUUUAAGUGGCGAUUGUUGAACACCUGUCGUGUUACCGCUGCUUUGGAGUUCUGUUUACCAGUCUUAGGGAGCCUUGAACAACGUUGUUUCUUGUGUUUGUUUAAAUGUAAGCCCCACAGCCUACCCACAUUAUGUGAGCCAAGUGUUUUAUGUUGGAAAGGCUCAUAUGAUUAGGGGUGGAGGCACUGCUCUUCUUUCUUCUUUGAGAAGUUAGCCAGCCCUUGCAGGUAACUGAUCGUGUGUCCAGCAGUAGUUACUAAAUGGUCAUUAUUGAGGCUGGCAGUAAUCAUUACAGCUGCUUAUACACACGAAACAUAACGUUAUCGCAAAUACAUCGAGGUGGAGUCGUAGAACAUUACCCAUGCUCAUGCUGACGGGUGUCGUAUCAUGCCCAAUACGCGUAGUGUAGCGUGAAAGGCAUUCCGGCUACGUGGAAGCUUCAAUUCGCUGUUCCUACAAUACGUACCACGGUGAUGAUAAGCGUGCCCCUAGUAGUGGUGACCAUGCUUCAUUCAUGUUAUCUAUUCUGGAGAUGACGUAUUUUCACUUCAUUACUGUGUAACGCUUUUGAUUGCUGGGGCUCGAUGUUCUAUGUGAUCAUUGCUUACGGGGAUUCGUGGAGCUAGCCCAAGCGAUGAGCGGUUCCUGCCUGGCCUACCCUAAAUUUUAUACUCCUGCCUUGGUGCACUAAACAAAUCUGUACUGCAAAAAGUUUUAUCUUUCCGUAACAGUGGUGCUAACCGAUGCACACCUUGUCUUUCUGUAACAGUACGUUUUGGCUGCUACCAGAAGUCUCGAGACACCCAGUUAAUCCGCGUUUAUUUUAUUGGCUAACCGUGUCGGGCAUGCUGGGAACAAUCCACGUACAAGGUUUUCAAUCUUUUGUCUCGCGGUAUGCAAGAUAUGUUUUGUAAAAGUGUGUUUGGACUUGUUUGAUCAACUAUUUAAUUAGUGAACGCACUUUACUUCAGUGCCACUAUGAGAUCGAGCAGCGUUUGAGAUAAAAUCAUUACUGUUCGGAAUUUUAUUCUUCCAAAUGAUCACCCCCGGAUUAUUCGCUGUCGGUUUCGACGUUUACAUGCUACAUGAUGCUGGUGAGCAUCAUGUAGCUUCGUCAGGAAUUAUUUCGUUUUUUGUUUCUCACUCAUGUUUUUCACUGCACUGGACGCCUGGUUCAGGCCAGAAGCCAAAAUUAUGUUUGGUCAACGGAAAUGGCCAUCUAGCGCGAGUUGUUCGGGGCUGCUUGAGGUUAAAUUCAUGGCAGGUUUGUUUGACACACACCUUGGAUGGCUUUGUGCUGUGCACUCGCAUUGUACUUUCUGCAUGCGCGUUUGUUCUCACUGAAGGGCACAUGGACUGAGCUAUGGUGGAGAACAUGAGAAAACAUGCAAUGCGUAACAGCUCCUUUUUAUACCACGCACUAGUUUCUUUUUUUUUUUUGUUUAUGUACUUUAUCAACAUAUGGUAGUGCGACAAGCUUUGCGAGAUUUCUUUUUACUUGGCACCGAUGCUCAGGUGUUGCGUUGUUGGGAACAAAGCAAAGUUCACAAUUCAGCGCCGCCUGCCCAGUGCUGCGUUGCUGUACAAGGCGGAGUAUAUACGUCGCUUUUCGAUAUUUGAGGACACCGAUCGAGGUCAGGCGUUUCCAAACGCUAUGGGCUCAGGGAAAAUGCCAAGAACUUUCAAAAUACCCAUGAAUCCGAGCGAACUUAUUCUAGCCAGACACUCCUGUACUGAGGAUAGGAUAUAUGGCUUGACACGAAUGCUAGCACUUGGUAAAAUUUCGACCUCUUUAUUGCGCCUGGAGAAAGAUGAGUGUGGCAGGUAUAACGUUCCGAAUGAUGCAUUGAUCACUUGUGCGGUGUAUCCACUGUGCUUGUGCUUUCAGGCCAUGAUUUAGUUAGAGACAAGAGAUGGAAAGUUCUAGUGACAGUGGCAUGAUAUUGGCUCGGAUGCCUCCGGCCUAAAACAAAACAAACAAGCUUGGAAACCAGUCACCUCGUUGUUAGUGCAAUAAGAAGCAAAUGAACAUAUUUCCAUGUUGGGGUGGGAAUAUGUAUGAAACUGUCAAAACAGCAAGGCAGCCUAACAGACCGAAAAAAUCUUUUCCCAGGCUAUCCCAGUGAGAUUGGAUGUACACGGUGCGUCUAAAUGCAGGAAGUGCUCCGUAAUAACGGCUCUUUACAGCACAGUGAGCACUUCGCGACGUAUUGUUGUGCCGCUUUUUGAGCAAACACCUAUGGCCUGUUUGUAGCUGUUCACAAAAUGCGGGAUGCCGUCGCUGUUGCAUGCUGCAUUUUACUCGCAUGUGUCUUCUUUACAUCGAUUGCAGUGCACACAAUCUUUUAUUUUUUCAGGGGUGAAGUGUGCCGCUUGCUGACUACCAUUUUUCUCCGUCUCGUUUCACCUGAAGUUCUUUUGCAUUUAUUAGCCACUUCGUUCUUUGAGGCUGAGCCAAAGUGCACUUCAAUUCACAAAGCUGGCUAAAGCGCACCAUACUUUUUGUGACGCAAGUUGUGCUUAUGCUAUGAAAGACUGCCUUGCCUUGGUAAUGCCUGCCUCCUACCUUUUAAGGCAAAAGAUGCCUCAGGAGAAAAGGUUUUUUUUUUUCGUUUUUGUUUUGAUUUGACAGUUCUAAGUACUACUUCGCGAAAAUGUCGCUAUAGCAGUGUCCUAGCUGCCUUUUUUAUCAGCAUCAUGUGGCUUUCUAGCUAGCAGCAGAGGAAGCUCGCCAUUGUCACAGGAAUCUACAUCACAUCUUGAAGAACGUUCAUUUUGGUGGUACUAUCACAAUGUUUAGCUGUGACUUGUGGAUUAGGAAAUGGCAGAGACACGGAAAACACUGCUGUAUUUACACUGUCUGUGCGCUUGCAGUUACGUACAAGAUGUCAAACCUCAUGACGAAGUGUCGUCUGACACAAAGAUACCUUUGUUACAUCUAACAUUCAUUAUAAUCGUUUGUUACUCACUGAUAUUGGAGAGAAAAACUUUAUUUACAUUGUUGUAUUGUAUACUAUCAUACAUUAUAUUCACUUUAUGUCAAGAUCCAGUGGUAUAGCUACAAGCGAACCCUGACAUGAACAAAAGACUUUAUUAUGCCCAAUGCUUUAUUAUAUUUGAUAAUUCUUGUAUGCGAGAAAAUCUUAAUUUAUGUAUGUCUAUCAAUAAUUUGUUCUGUCCGUAUUCAUUACAUCGAUCUUCAAUUGUAGUGACAAGUUAGGUAUAUGGUAAAUGCAUUUUCAUUAUGCUAUUUCUUUAUUAGCUAACGAGCAACUUUUGUCUGGAGUACAUUUUCCACUCGUGAUCUAUGUGACGAAAAACCCAACACCAGGCUGUGCUCCUGGCCCCUUCUUUCUUCAUAUUAGAACUCUAGUGAUCCGAAGGGGUAAAGAUGUCUUGGUCUAUAGAGCUAUAUUGUCAAGCAUUAAGACUGAGGCUUCUUUGACCAACAACCCAGCUAUGGGUGAGGUUUCGGUAACAGUGGUGUAUACAUAUACUUCUCUCAACAGGUGAAAAAUCUUGAUUCAAUGAUUCAUGCAAAACAAAACGUUCUCAUUCAUUCUGGGACAAACGCGCUUCCCAGGUAUUAGUUACCAAGCACAGUAACUGUACUUUUGGGACAGAAUAGUAGGCUGUUGUUAGGUGGUACAGGAAGGGGGGGGGGGGAGGUAUGUGUGUGUGCUUGCAGAUAAGAGCAGUGUGUAGAGCCUGAUUUAUUGCUCAGUUUUGCAACACUUCUCGUAGAGUCAUUGUAGUUGACGAGGGUGUGGCUACAGCUCGUAGAGCUGCAUUUGCUUUAGAUGGGUAACUGCAAUUGCAGACUACAAAGGAUUAAAUAUGCAAACAGGCCUCGCUUAAAAAAAAAAAAAACGAAGGACGUAGAUGCCUUGUACGACGACCUUCCCUACCGCAAUUCUUGCUGAAUGUUUCUGGUUGUUUAGGCAAAGUGCAGCUACCAACAACGACAAGGUAAACAAUCAAAGCUGACGACAGUGCUUUAAAAAUAAGUUUGAAGCACACACUGACAGUAAUUAACAUUGUGCUUCAGUGCUGGAGUUUCAACUAGUCCCUUAAUGAUGCAAUUUAACUUCUUCCUGAACUUAUAAGCUUGGUUUGGCCAUGUCGUAUUUAUAUAUUCCUUGAUAAUGAUAGCAAUCGAAAGCGUUUAGGUGAAAAUGAAAAUGCACAUUGCAUAUGCACUUGCCUAAUAAGAGUACGUAAAGCAAUAGUGCAUACCAAAUCAAUGUCAAAUCCGCUCUGGUUGCAUUGCAUCUGUGGUGACCCCAACUUCGGUUGUUCUGGAAUUGGGUUAGCUGUGGAGUAUCUUUUGCAACUUAUGGAAUUCUGUUAUUAUUUUGCGGCACCAUUUUUUACUCGUUCUCGAUGAUGAACUGCUCAUUUUCUUUUGCGACUCUCGCACAUGCCAGCUUGCACAGCGUUUUGGACAUACCGGUGACACGUUACAUGCUGGACGUACAUCAUCGCUUACUCGCGAAAGCAGCUUAGAGUAGUCUUUUGGCCAUUCUAUAUUUAAGAGCAAGCGACGUACACUAUGAAAUGUAUGAUCUGCACUAUUUUUGUACACACGUUUUGAGAAGGCUUCGGCCCGAAAGUCAACUGUGUUGAUGGACCAAACCUUCUUAUUUUCUUUUUACCGAGCCUCGAAAUAUUCUCGCAAGACCCUUUCCCCAUUCUCCAUUUUUUCCCACGUGUCGCACGCAGCUGGUGUCGUAAUGACUGAUGAAACCGGUCACUCUCUAAUCUAUACAGAGCUCUCGCUCCAGCAUGCUUUGGCUUGUGGCUUUGCAUAGAACUCUCAUCGUGCUUCACUGUGGGUGUCAGUAGGCGGGUAGACGAAAUGCACAGGGACUACCGUCUUUUUUGCUGCUGGUAUUUCUUGUAAUCAUCUCUUUCAGUGCUGGCACGAGUGGCUGCUGUAGAAAGCCCUCUGAUGUAUAUGAUUUGUUGUGUAUGUUCUACGACAUAUAUUUACUCGUAGCAGACGACGUGCUCUGCUGUCUGCCAUGCACUGUUACGAAAAAUCUGCAGUCUGUAUGUGGGUGUACACACUUCACUCUGCCAAGCACUGCCUCUCGGUGUUUCAGACUGGUUCUUUGUGGUAUAGUCUUUCAUUGAAAUCAUAGGAAUAACGCCGCUGCUAUUUCAGUGGCUUGAUCACGUUGCUACUACAAUCUCUAAAACUUAAAAUGAAGCCGCUGGUAUAGCAUGCCUUUAUUUUAACUGAGCUUCAAAAGCUUGUUCAAGAGCUGGUUCAAGUGAGUAUGGGAAGCAAAGUCUGUAGUGAGCUGUUUGCUUCGAUGACAAGCUGUUUCACACUUGCAAGCAUUCCUAACACAUUCAUUAGGACUCUUGGAAACUAUUAGUGGUGACCUGCUUUGUGAGACUUUAAUGAGCUAGGUAAAUUCUUAAGGACACAAUUAAUCUCCUACUGUAUAACUAAAGUGAUUAAAAAUGCAAGGUAUUUGCUAUCAAAUAUGUAGUAAUCUUAUGCAUUACAGAUUGAUGAAUAAGUACUACAUUUAAAAAAAAAAAUGUAUUGUAUCGCAGGUACACAGGAUAACGGAAACAAAGAUGCAUGGAUGCAGCUGCACUUUUACUAAGUGGGUAUGGAAACAUCUCACAAAAAGUCAAAUAGCUUGCACAUGAGCUAUAUCAUACAUAACAGGACAAAAAUAACUAAAUAGCAGUGUGCUAACUACAACAAAGGCAAAGCACAAACAUUAAAGAGCCAUGCCGAUGUUUCGGAUUGAAAAUAAAUCGUGAAGUGCAGCUCCAAGUCGAUAAGCACGUGCAGUGAGCAUUCGAGCCACGUGAAGGCAAUGUGAAGAGUUUUGUCUCAGAAUUUCGCCAUAUUGCUCGGUCUAUGCAGCUGUUCUUUCUUUUCACGCGAUUUUGAAGAACAUGAUUUGCUGUUGAGUCGCUCAUAGAAACAGGUUGCAAUCAUGAAGCAAACUGCAUCACUCCCGCUUAGCGACAGCUUUCGAUAUUCCGUAACUGCAUUUUUUUAGUUGCUGCCUCAAAGAUGAUGGCCCUAGUUUGCUGCCUUAAGACACUGCUGUGCCUCGCACUGGUGCCUCUUGGUCUACUGUGCCUGCAAUGUUGAAAGCUGCCAAUUGCUCAUAUUUUUCCAACGCAGAGGUGUUGGGCAUUGAGUGCUCGCAUUGCCACCAAGCUGGGCCGACCUCGAUGAGUGCAUUGUCACAGAUUGGUCAAUUUCCUGGGUUGCUGUUUUCGUGCAACUUCUCUCGCAUAACCAUCGUCCUAGUCAGCUGGCAACUGCUAGGCAAGUCAAUUUGUCGAGUGAUGUUGCGCCACCUGAAGAAUCGUCAUCGAACUCUUGCAUAUUCCUUGCAGAGUCGAAUGAUCCGUGCUGGGAACUUGAUGUUCACGAAAUUCAGAACUAGUCUUUUGUCAUCAUAAUGACUCCGACUUCUUGUAACCAAGGGGGAUACACGCCCUCUCUUGUUUGUCUCUACCAUCAAAGACAUGCCGCAGGGCUUACUAGUAAGCCGUAUGGAUUACCUUAGAGGGGUCAAUUCUGACGGGGUACAUUGUUGUUUUAAAAAAUUUACUUAUUAUUUUGCAUCCUUAAUUUCAAUAUAGCUGUUUGCUCACCACUGUAGGAUGACAGUUACCUUGAAAGCUUAAUUUUGGUUGAGUCAAUUCUAAAAUUAAGUAUAGCUUGGGGAGAUUCCCAGGAUGCCUUUUAGUUGGUGAAAUAUUCAAAAAGGCAGAUUUCUGAACAAGUCAUCAUACCUCCAUUUUUUACCAACUUCCUCAAACGGCAACAUGGAGGCUUUGCCUAGACAAGAAAACAUUUUCAAUGAUGCGUUUCAUUUUGUCACUAGGAUGGGGGUAGUGUUUUAUUUUACUUUAUAGCAAGAAGUAUUAAGCUGAAAUUUCGUCAUUAAUAAUGGACUGGUGAUUGCUAUGCAUCACCUGCUUUUGCAUACCUUUGCAUAUUUUGAUGCCACGCAGGAAAUUGAGUGAUUGUUACACAAGCAACAUAACUAUUCUGUGACAAUGACCUCACUGAGGGCAGUCUUCACAAUCUCAAGAGAGAUGCUCUGUGUUGUAAUCACACUAUGCAGGUGUCGGGAGCGUAGAUCUGAUAUAUUUGCCAGCUAGAUGCCUUCGCAAUUGCUAAAGCAAUGCAUGCAACUUGCGUUUGCGAGCUUGAUUGGAACCAAUGAGACGUCUUAUAUACAGGCUGCCUGAAGUGUAUGCUGUUGUAAUGUUGAAAGCUGUGUACGAAAUAAAUAUUUUACAAAUGCAAA